CUUUGACGGAUGUCACCAGUACUCGAAGCAAAAAUAAAUAACAAUUAGAAUUUAAAGUGUAUUGUAAACUAAACUUUUGAUGAAAAAUGAUUGAAAACAAUACUGAAGAAACGUUUAAUGAAGAUCUAUCAGAAAAAUCACUUAUAUUGAGCACUCCCGAUACAGAAAACAUUGAUUACAGUUCCGAAAAUCUAUAUGCAUACCCGGCAUUGUUUACGAGCAAAGCACUAGUAGAAUUAUGUAGUGCAUCCUGGUCCCGGUCACCCAAAGUUACACAGGAUAUACAACCUUAUUUAAGGGGUUGUAAAUGGUCACCAGAUGGAACAUGUUGUCUGUGUGUGGUUAACAACGAUGGAAUACAUGUUAUGGAACUGCCUUGUGAUCUUUAUAGUGGUGAUGUUACCGCUAAUAGAACCAUAGAUGUUUUGGAACCAGUUAUUCAUGUAAAGGAAGCUGGUUUAGUGUAUGACUUUUGUUGGUAUCCUGGGAUGAGUAGUAGUGUCCCUGAAAGCUGUUGUUGGAUAACAACGAAACAAAAUGCACCAAUACAAAUGUGGGACGCAUUUGAUGGGUCAUUAAGGUGUUCGUACAGAGGUUUCAAUGCUGUUGAUGAAAUGGAACCAGCUAUAUCAUGCACAUUUAUAGCUGAUGGUUCUAGAAUAGUAGCUGGUUAUAAAAAAGUAUUGCGGACAUUUGAUGUUGAAAGACCUGGUAGAGAAUUUUGUGAACACAAAAUUAAUUCUCCAGCAUCAUGCUUUACCACAAAUAGUAACUUAUUAGCUGUAGGCUCGUGGAAUACAAGUAUUUCUCUUUAUAAUAUCAGUGAAAUGGGAACAUAUAAGAGUAUUGGAAAAAUGCACGGACAUGCAGGUGGGGUAACACACAUGAAAUUUACAAAUGAUGGUUUACGGCUAGUGUCUGGUGCAAGAAAAGAUCACAGAUUGUUAGUUUGGGACAUCCGAUACUACAGAAGGCCUCUUAACAUACUCAGUAGAGCAGUUGAUACCAAUCAGAGAAUAUACUUCGAUAUAUCACCUUGUGGAAAGUAUUUAGUCACUGGUGGCAGCGACGGUAGUGUAAAAGUAUGGGAUUUAAAUAAAAUAAAUUGGAAGGAUGAAUUAGAUGCAAUGGAUGAUACAGAUAAUGUUUCCUAUAGAUUUCCUCUACAUAAAGACUGCUGUAAUAGUAUAGCGAUACAUCCAUGCAGACCUAUACUAGCCACUGGAUCUGGGCAGUACCAUUUUGCAGACCCCCUAAGUGCUAUUGAUAAUGAAUUGAAUGAAUAUAAUACUAUGAGUGAAGACAAUGGUUUUAGUGAUAUUAAAUAUUCUAUUGAUGCAGAGAACAGUUUAGUGUUCUGGUGGAUAGGUGAUGUGCCUGAUUUGACGUGAAAAACUAGUGUUAGUUUUUGUACACCUGAAAUAAAUUUUGUUAAAAUA
Messenger RNA from Zerene cesonia (dogface butterfly), 1439 nucleotides. It is a transcript of the gene WDR79, whose product is annotated as telomerase Cajal body protein 1 homolog. Lineage: Eukaryota; Metazoa; Arthropoda; Insecta; Lepidoptera; Pieridae. The coding region runs from base 87 to 1391 and encodes 434 amino acids. Gene Ontology annotation, biological process: Cajal body organization. The record is from RefSeq and is a predicted model, not a curated record. The transcript is spliced from 5 exons. Gene Ontology annotation, cellular component: Cajal body. Gene Ontology annotation, molecular function: RNA binding; protein binding.